This is a messenger RNA of Hemicordylus capensis (graceful crag lizard), 1749 nucleotides long. It is a transcript of the gene ALKBH6, whose product is annotated as alkB homolog 6. NCBI's taxonomy places the organism in Eukaryota, Metazoa, Chordata, Lepidosauria, Squamata, Cordylidae. Bases 304 to 1029 code for a protein of 241 amino acids. The record is from RefSeq and is a predicted model, not a curated record. The transcript has 8 exons.
GAUCUGAUUGGUCCUAGGAAGGCUGAGUCUCCCCUGAAAUCCCCUUUCAUUGGACGGAGGGUGCUGCCACUCAACUGGACACCCGGAAGUGUGGGCUCUGCUGUCUGUUGCGAACGAGCAGGCCUAAUCACUGCACCACGCAGCAGGCAGAAAUCCAACAGGUUACGUGCAGCAUUUCUGGGGUGCUGUCAAGGUGAACAACAAGGGCCUUCUGCUUACCUGGAUGAUGUCCGUGGAUCUGUGAUGGUUUCAGGAGAAACCUAGAACGUCCCACUUUGCUUUGCAGCAUAUCCUAGCUCUGAGAUGUCCGAAGCAUGCCCCGGGAUUCCGACGCUGGAGCCCUUCCGUGUCAAGCAGUCUCCACCAGCUGCCUACUAUGUUCCAGAUUUCAUCACGGAGGCAGAGGAGGCCUAUCUUUUGCAACAGGUUUAUGGUGCCCCCAAGCCCAAGUGGACUCAGCUGUCUGGGAGAAGACUGCAGAACUGGGGAGGACUGCCCCACCCAAAAGGGAUGGUCCUAGAGAACCUGCCUCCCUGGCUCCAAGCCUGCGCUGACAAAGUCUCCUCCCUCGGCGUCUUUGGAGGGAAACCAGCGAAUCACGUCCUGGUGAACGAGUACCGUCCUGGAGAGGGCAUCAUGCCUCAUGAAGAUGGCCCUCUGUAUUUCCCCACCGUCACAACCAUCAGUUUAGGGUCCCACACCCUCCUGGACUUCUACCAUCCCGUCAGCAGAGGGCAGCACAUGGAGGGUGAACAGGGGCCUGACCCUCAGACGGAGGAGCAGCGUCACUUCCUCUCCCUGCUCCUGAAGCCCCGCAGCCUCUUGGUCCUGAGGCAGGACAUGUAUGUCCAUUACCUGCACGGCAUCCGCCUCGUAGCAGAGGACACUGUGACUGAGAAAGUGGUCAACGCCGGCGGGAGCAGCUCCGCGGUUGGGGACACACUGAGCCGAGGAACGCGGGUGUCGCUCACCAUCCGCCUCGUCCCCAAAGUGCUGAAGACGUCCAUCAUCCUGGGCAGGAGGAAGUGACUUGUUUCACGGAGGCCUCCUGGGGAGCUUGUGGGAUGGAGCCGUCCUCCGUCCAAACCAAUGCCACGAACAGAGAAAACGCAAAGCCGGGAAGAAGGAGGAGGAGGAGGAAGGGACCUUAGCCGGAUGUUCUCUCUGAUGCACAGGGACAGUUUCUGUGUGCAGAGAGGGGCUUGCUUCUUGUUGUGUUUUUGUUUUGGCGUGGGGCUGAAUUUCAUCGUGUGAGCCUCUGCCUGCAGUCUGAAAUGGCGUGGCUCAGGUUUACCACCUUUCCCUGCUGCUAGUGAGAGCUAGGCUGGAGAAGGAGAGAGACUGCGAGACCCAUGCAUGGUAUCUGGGAAAGUUUCUGCCACCACCAGCAAAUUUGCAUGAGCUAUUUAGGGAAAAAAUAGCACAGGAGAGACAAGAAUAAUAAGCCCCAGAGGCAGUGGAGGAGGGCCUUGGCCAUGCAUACAGUGUGUCCUUGCCUGGGCACAUGGGCCAGCGGGCAAGAAUUGUACAUGGUAUUUGGAGGGCUAGCCCAGAGCAGUGGGAGUCUGGACUCCUAGGUCUUUCUCCCAGCACAGAAGCUGCUCUGAGCAUGUUGUGCCACCAGCUGCCUCUCCAUAUUUUCGUUCCAGCUCAUAAAGCCUAAUUUCAGGUUUCUGUUCCUGGCCUGUCUCAUGAGGAAGUGCUAGUUUUGAAGCAUCGGCAGCAUUCAAAUAAAAUUUUGACUCUGUC